This is a messenger RNA of Kwoniella shivajii, 990 nucleotides long. RefSeq lists its product as uncharacterized. The record is from RefSeq and is a predicted model, not a curated record. NCBI's taxonomy places the organism in Eukaryota, Fungi, Basidiomycota, Tremellomycetes, Tremellales, Cryptococcaceae. Bases 1 to 990 code for a protein of 329 amino acids. Gene Ontology annotation, molecular function: RNA binding. Gene Ontology annotation, biological process: mRNA splicing, via spliceosome. The transcript is spliced from 5 exons. Gene Ontology annotation, cellular component: RES complex; U2-type spliceosomal complex.
AUGCCAGACCUAAAAGCAUAUCUCGCUGACAAGUACAUGUCAGGUCCGAAAAGGGAUGCUAUUCUAGCUCGUAGCGCAGAUCCAACGAUAAAGAAGAAGAAGAAGAAGCCGAAGAAUGAGGACUAUAUAGGAGGGUCGAAGGGUGAAAGCAGUGGUGGAUUGUUAUUGAAAGAUGAGGAUGAAUGGAUAGUGAAAGAUGAGGAUGACGAUAUGGAAGAUGGAGAUUCACCUCUCAUCGGUAAAGAUUUAGCUACUUUUCAAAAAUCAAAAUCAUCUUGGGCAACAGUUGGAUCUACAUCUUUACCUGUGCCUAAAUCCAAUAAUGGAGGGCCUUCAACAUCAACGUCACCUCCACCAAAGAUCAAGCCAGAUCCUGAUGCUCCUUCCGCUGCUCCAGUGCAAAUAACAAAGAGAAAAGGAGGUCUGAGGACCGCCGCACAAAUGAGGGAAGAAGCUGAAAGAGCUGAAGCUGCACGUUCACCUUCACCACCUCCUGACGAAAACGAUCCGAGUCACAAUGAGACCGUACAUCGUGAUGCAAGCGGUAGAAUAAUAGAUGUCGCCAAGCUGAAGGAGGAAGAACGACAACGAGAAGAAGCUGAGAAAAGGAAAGAACUGGAAAGAAAAGAAUGGACAAAAGGUUUAGUGCAACGUCAAGCUAGAGAAACUAGAGCAAAGGAAGAAAGGGAGAUGGGUCAAAGAGCAGAUGUCGGAAUCUCAAGAGAUGAUCAUAGAAUGAAUAAUGAAAUGAGAGAAGUUGAGAGAUGGAAUGAUCCCGCUGCUGGCUUUUUGACUAAAAAGAAAUCCAAAGGGCCCAGACGACCAAAAUAUGCAGGUCCGUGGGCACCAAAUAGGUUUGGUAUACCGCCUGGCUUCAGAUGGGAUGGUGUAGACCGAUCCAACGGAUUUGAGAAGAAGUACUUUCAAGCUCAAAAUUCUGCUGUGCGAAAGGAAUAUGAACAGAAUCAAUGGAGUGUUGAAGAUAUGUAG